CGCCAGUGUUAGGAAACAGGACGAGACAAGACCAGAGUAAAUAACCAAAACAAGUUGGAUUCUUGGGGGCAGUCGUAUCCAAUCCGACCUGCUGAUUACGCGCCACCAGAACGUUCGCUCUGCAGUUCUUUGACAUUGUACAUCAAAUCUGUGGUAAUGGCGGAGACACCGACUACGUCACCAAAGGGCGUUUCAACUUUAAGCUCCUCGGCGGAAGCAACCUGACUUUGCUGACCAUCAUUUUCGUUGUCCUGGUCGCGGCCAUCGCCCUGCUUGCAAAGAUAACUUUGCCAAAGGGAGCGUCAGUACGGGAGACCACCCAAGACGAUGGUGAAACUCUGAACGACCAGUAUUUCAGAGUGAGAGUUCGCAAAGACACGGGUGCUGCCCAGCCUGAAACCAUCCCCGAUGCUCCCGACUCUACUACUGCCGAGGAAAUGACGACAAGCUCUGCAAAAGCAGUGUCAACUAAAUCGCUGACAGGAGCGGAUGCAGCGAGCACUGCGAAAGCUGCACAGAAAAAGCAGAGUGAAAUUUACGCUUCGGAGACAACCAACGGAACUACAAGAACUGCGCCAGUCACCAAAAGCAGUCCAUCAAAGUCUCCGUUAAUGACGACUUUGAAGGAAGCGGGCCAUGCAACGGGAACGAUGACUGGGCCAAGGACUCGGAGCAGCACUGUCACUACAGCCGCUCAGGACAAAGCAAGUGACACGGAGACGGCACUGGCAAAGGGCGUACUCCUGUGCGCAGCGGGCGACUUUGCCGUAGAAGAGGACAUGUUUCCUACAGACGGACUGUGCGACCUGCUGUUUUACACACACGUUCGGUUUCUGGAAAAUGACUUCCAAGGCCGGUACAACGUGAAGAGCUGGAAGACCUUCAGGCGCUUGGCACCGGCCUCCCGUAAGACCGGCUUCGGCAUGUCGUUCAGCUACCGGGAGGCCGACGACGUGAGAAAAGCUCUGAAUGCCACCGGCAGACAAAGGCUUCUGCAAUUAUACAAGGAAAAAAUACAACACCAUGGCAUCCUGAGAGCAACUUGUGACCCCAGAACGCUUAAAUCGGACUUAGCUGGCAAGCUAAAGCUAAUAACCGAGCUCAAGAAAUUUCAGGACGAGUUAAGCACCUCGCUGACAGCCGGCGUUGGCAAGUCCGAGCUCGCGCUGGGUAUCCAGUUUACAAACUACCAGGACGAAGCUGAGGUUGCGCAUCAUCCGUCGGCAAUGCUGGAGAUGACAAGGCGACUUCCCAUCACAAUAUUAGUUGUGCGAACACACAUUGACCGUCGGGUAGGAAGUGCUCCCGUGGUUGGUACCUUGGUCGACAAGUUUGAAGGUUCACGUGGCAAGUCCAUGAACGUUCCUACAUUGACCAGUGCCAUCUCAAGCCUGAAGGCUGCCAAUAUUACGGGCUACGUGAAAGUGCUGUUGUCUUUCACGAUGAUUGUUGGACACUUCCACCUGAACCAAAGCUUCAGUCGGCCCUCUCGGCCUUCCAGCACCUGGGAAGCCAUGUCGUGGACCAUGGAUGGUUUUCAGAAGACAUGUAAGAACAACGCGACUUUUGACGUCGUUGGAGAGGGUACUCUGCGAUACGAGGGAAUAAAGGGCACGGAAGUCUUCUGUUUUGAAGACAGCUUUACCAUCACGGAGAAGGCGAGACUAGCGAACAUGGACUACAAGCUAAUGCGAAGCUGGGCCGUCUUCGACGCGGAGUUUGAAGACUACAAGAACAUCUGCGGCAAAGGAUCUUUUCAGAGAAUCUCCGAACUGAAACAAUUUCUUGAAAAAUUUUCUUAGUAGUUUCUCGGCCUCUGAAAUCAAAUGCGUACAUAAUGUCACAGCAUGAAGUCUACAGCUGAGAAAGGCGUGCGCAUAUGUUUAGGUCUUUGCGAAGGGCGAAUCUAUAUGUGCGCCUUGUUUCAUGUUCGCUCGCGUUUGUUGUUGAAAAAUUGUUGAAGCACCGAUACUUUAGUAAAUGGCUUUGGCUAAUAAAUACACAUAUAGGUACCUGA
Dermacentor albipictus is the source of this 2017-nucleotide messenger RNA. The record is from RefSeq and is a predicted model, not a curated record. Lineage: Eukaryota; Metazoa; Arthropoda; Arachnida; Ixodida; Ixodidae.